AUGUACCCCAUUUUGAAGCAAACGCAAGCUCCUCACACUACUCUUUCUUAUUGCUCUCUUCUCCUAGAGCACUGUUUAUCCCAUAAAUCCCUUAACCUUGUCAAAACCGUGCAUGCCCACUUCCUCAAACUAGGUCUUAACACCUACACCUAUUUGGGUAAUCGCUGUCUUGAUCUCUACUCUGAGUUCGGUCACAUUAACGAUGCAUUGAAGGUGUUUGAUGAUAUUUCUCACAAGAACUCCACGUCCUGGAACAUUUGCAUGAAAGGGUUGCUCAAAAGUGGCCAGCUUGGCAGGGCCCGCCACGUGUUUGAUGCAAUGCCCGUUAGAGAUGCUGUUAGUUGGAACUCAUUGAUUUCAGGUUAUGCUUCUCAUGGGUUUGUUAGUCAUGCCUUGGAACUUUUUGUUGAAAUGCAAGGUAAUGGUGUGAGACCAAGUGGGUUCACUUUCUCCAUUUUGAUGUCACUUGUGUCUAGUCCCUGUCAUGCUAAGCAGAUUCAUUGUAGGAUGAUCAGAAGUGGGAUAGAUUUGUCUAAUGUAGUACUUGGGAAUUCGUUGAUAACUAUGUAUGGGAAGCUUGGUCUUGUUGAUUGUGCUUUUGGUGUGAUUUUGACUAUGAAGCAAUUUGAUGUCAUAUCUUGGAACUCUUUGAUCUGGGCCUUUCAUAGAGCUGGAUACCAUGAGCUGGCUUUAGAACAGUUCUAUAACAUGAGAGCUAUGGAGUUGUUACUUGACGAGUUUACGUGUUCAAUAUUGAUGAGUGUCUGUUCUAACUUGCGAGAUUUGGACAAGGGUAAGCAAGUUUUUGCCUUUUGUUUCAAGAUGGGAUUUGUUUAUAAUAGCAUUGUGUCAAGUGCUGCUAUUGACUUCUUUUCCAAAUGCAACAGAUUGGAGGAUUCUGUCAGGCUCUUUGAGGAACAAGGUCAAUGGGAUUCGGCUCUGUGCAAUUCCAUGAUUUCGUGCUAUGCUCGACAUGAUUUAGGGGAAGAUGCUUUACAACUUUUUGUGCUGACACUGAGGAAGAAUAUCAGGCCAACAGAAUACAUGGUUAGCUGUCUUCCGAGUUCUGUUUCAAUUUUCUUACCAGUAGAAAUGGGUAAUCAAAUCCAUUCUUUGGUUCCUAAAUUGGGUUUCGAGUUAGAUGCAGUUGUUGCCAAUUCACUUGUUGAUAUGUAUGCUAAAUUUGGAUUUAUUGAUGAUGCCUUGAAUAUCUUCAAUUCAAUGAAAGUAAAAGAUCUUGUAUCAUGGAACACUAUAAUGAUGGGACUGACUUACAAUGGCAAAGUGUCUGUGACCAUGGACCUCUUCAGGGAAUUGAUUAGAGAAGGCAUAGAACCAGAUAGAAUAACACUUACUGCAGUUCUACUAGCAUGCAGCUAUGGGAGUUUGGUUGAUGAAGGAAUUGAAAUAUUUUCCUCAAUGGAGAUGGAAUUUGGAGUAAAACCGGGGGAAGAACAUUAUGCUUGCAUCGUAGAGAUGUUGAGUAAAGCUGGUAAGCUCAAAGAAGCCAUUGACAUACUAGAAACAAUGCCAUAUAGAACAAACUCUGAUAUUUGGAGGUCAAUUCUUUCUGCAUGUGCAACUUAUGGAGAUCUGCUAGUUAUUGAAAGAGUUGCAAAGAAAAUAAUGGAUAGGGAACCGCAGACAUCCUUACCUUACUUGGUUUUGGCUGAGGCAUAUCAAAUAAGGGGUAGAUGGGAGAGCAUGGUUAGAAUGAGGAAGGCUGUGGAAAAUAGAGGUACUAAAGAGUUCAUCGGAUACAGUUGGGUUGGAAUAAAAAAUCAUGUAUACACUUUUUCUUCAAAUCAAUUACAACAUUAUGGUGGCAAGGAUCUUUAUCUGCUAUUGAAUUUACUGGUCUGGGAGAUGGAGACUGAAGGUAAUCUUUAAAACUUGUAUAGGCCUAGUUAAAAAAG
Abrus precatorius (Indian licorice) is the source of this 1916-nucleotide messenger RNA. RefSeq names its product pentatricopeptide repeat-containing protein At1g43980, mitochondrial. Gene Ontology annotation, biological process: RNA modification. The transcript has a single exon. Gene Ontology annotation, molecular function: protein binding; RNA binding. Bases 1 to 1890 code for a protein of 629 amino acids. Lineage: Eukaryota; Viridiplantae; Streptophyta; Magnoliopsida; Fabales; Fabaceae. The record is from RefSeq and is a predicted model, not a curated record.